AUGGCACCAGGCUCAGAGGCUGUUGGGGCUUCCUCCCAUGACAAAAGGAAUGGCCAAAUGAACGGCAAACCAAAAACGUCUUCCCCGCCAUGGGCGAAACGCAGCAAUGGACGUCGCAUCAAACGUCAGGAAGUUGAGAGAACUUUUGCCAAAUAUGCUGAAUUCAGCGGUGACUUUACCCAGGUCAAGAAAGUUGUAUCUAAUGGUAUUUUCAAGGAAGUGAAAUGGAUGGGCUGGAAAGGCAUCCGCACGUUGCUGGCUGUGGUAAAAAGCAAGACCUCUGGUAAACUCACGGAUGAUAAGGAAUAUCUCAUGGAACGAAUUAUUCAACUCGUGGCUAGUCUGCCUCCCGAAUCAACAGCCCGUGUAAAGCUCACCAAUAGCUUUGUCAAGUCGCUCUGGGUUUCCCUACCUCAUCCACCACUAUCGUAUCUCGGUGACGAAUAUCGCUACCGAGCCGCAGACGGAUCCAACAAUAAUCCUUUGUUUCCUCGUCUCGGGGCCGCCAAUACAGCUUACGCGCGAUCCAUUAAACCUUCAACUAUUCAACCUGCUGCGCUACCAGACCCAGGUCUGGUCUUUGACAGUCUUUUCGCGCGCCAGGAAUUCAAACCACAUCCAAAUGGUGUCUCCAGCAUGUUUUUCAACUGGGCAUCUCUAAUAAUCCACGAUCUCUUCGAGACAGAUCCAAGGAAUCAACACAUCUCUCUGACGUCUUCAUACCUUGACCUUUCCACACUCUAUGGAGAUAAUCAGCAACAGCAGGAUGACAUGCGUACCUUCAAAGAUGGAAAACUCAAGCCUGAUACCUUUGCGGACCCAAGGCUAAUCGCACUUCCACCUGGUUGCAGUGUUAUUCUCAUAUUGCUAAAUCGGUUCCAUAACUAUGUCGUUGAGCAACUGGCCCAUAUCAACGAGAAUGGUCGAUUUACCAAACCCCGUGAUGACCUUGCAUCUGAAGAUUCGAGAAAUGCAUGGGCUAAAUAUGACAAUGAUUUGUUCCAGACCGGGAGACUUAUCACUUGUGGCCUUUACAUAAAUAUCACGCUGUACGAUUAUGUGCGAACCAUCAUCAACCUCACACGCACCAAUACUAACUGGAGUUUGGACCCACGAGUUAACAUGAAGAAAGGUGCCAAGCCAGAAGCAGCCGAAAGUGGUGUUGGAAACCAGGUGUCUUUCGAGUUUAAUCUUGCUUACAGAUGGCAUUCAACUAUUGGCGAAAUAGAUGAGAAAUGGAUUGGGGAGGUCUACCUAGACCUUUUUGGUAAAACCGCUGAAGAAAUCUCAAUGGAAGAACUGAUAGCUGGAAUGGGAAAAUGGAAAAGGAACCUUCCCAAAGACCCUGCUCAGAGAACAUUUGCAAAGUUGGAACGACAAGCAGAUGGGCGAUUUAAGGACGAAGAUCUAGUUAGAAUUAUUACAGAGGCAACGGAAGAAGUCGCGGGAACAUUCGGUCCUCGAAAUGUCCCUAAGGCCCUUCGAGCAGUCGAAAUUCUGGGAAUUCAUCAGGCUAGGAAAUUCGGCUGUGGCUCCCUGAAUGAGUUCCGGAAAUUUUUUGGCUUGAAAGGACAUCCUGACUAUGUGGAGCUUUACCCAGGCAUUGUUUCGGAAGAGGCGAAGAUCCCCAUGGUUCCUGGUGCUGGAAUAUGUCCAACCUAUACCAUAUCUAGAGCUGUUCUCUCGGACGCGGUAGCACUCGUCCGUGGGGACCGAUUCUACACCACGGACUACAAUGCUAAAAAUUUGACAAACUGGGGAUAUGCUGAGUCUCACUAUGACCUUAGCGUCAACCAAGGUUGCAUGUUCUACAAGUUGAUGCUGCGCGCUCUCCCCAACUAUAUCAAGCCCGACUCUAUCUACGCACACUAUCCAAUGACAAUACCGAGUGUUAACAGAGAGAUUUUCACGAAGCUCGGGAGGGAAAGUCACUUUUCUUGGGAUCGCCCAGCGCUAAUCCCACCUCGCAUAGAUCUCACCUCGUAUAAUGGGACAAAGACAAUUCUAGAAAAUGUAAGGGAUUUUCGGUUUACCUUUGGGGACGUGGCUAGUUCUCUCUUCGGGAGCCAGAGUUUCAAUGUAUCCCAGUCCGAAAUAUUAGACGAAACCUUUAGGCAAGAUUCAUGGAGUCAGAACGUGAAAAAGUUCUACGAGGAUAUUACCCUCAAUCUUCUGAAGCAAAAUUCAGUUCGAGUUGCUGGAAUUAACCAGAUCGAUAUCACGCGGGAUGUUGGUAAUCUCGCGCACGUCUAUUUCGCGGCGAGCACUUUUGACCUUCCCCUCAAAACCAAAGAGAAUCCCAAGGGUUUAUUCACGGACCGUGAAAUGUUCAUGGUGAUCGUGGCUAUUUUCACCAGCGUAUUUUUCGACGUGGAUCCCACAAAAUCGUUCGCCCUAAGACAGGUGACGCGAGAAGCAGGAGAAGAGCUUGGAAAAGUUGUAGAAUCGUACGUCAAAUCCGCCAAGGGAUUCAUAUCUCUGUCAGGUAUUGUUGAUCGCUUCCAAAAACAUGACAACCCAUUGGCCAAGUAUGGGCUUGACGCGACCCGCAAACUCUUGAAGUGCGGACUCAGCGUCUCAGAGGUGGCUUGGUCACAACUCCUUCCCAUAAUAUGCACCGCGGUUCCGAGUCAAGCUCAAGUUUUCACUCAAAUCAUAGAUUUUUACUUGUCGGAUGAGGGCAAACCACAUCUUCCAGAGAUUAACCGUCUUGCACAUGAAGACUCCCCGGAAUCUGAUGCGAAACUUCUCCAUUACUGUAUGGAGGGGAUCCGACUUAACGGAACAUUCAAAUCAUACCGUGAGGCAAAUACAAACGUUUUGAUAAAUGACACUGGUCGUGACGUUGUCGUCAACGAUGGAGACAAGGUUUUCGUGAACAUGAUCUCCUCUUCCAGAGAUCCAAAUAUAUUCCCCUCUCCCGACGACGUGGUUCUCGAUCGGCCUCUAGAAUCCUACAUCCACUUUACCGAUAGUGCAUUUACCUGCUUUGGAAGAGGUGCACAUAUGGUAGCACUAUCUUCCAUGCUGCGUGUUGUUGGGCGUCUAGAUAAUCUGCGCGCUGCUCCAGGCCCCCAGGGCCGAUUGGUCAAAGUUAUUCGUCCCAAUGGGCAUUUCGCCUAUAUGAGAGAAGACUAUGGUGGUUACUCUGUCCUCCCAAUGAGUGAGUUCUUCACAUGUUUCUUCGCUGUUAAAUCUUGA
Messenger RNA from Paracoccidioides brasiliensis Pb18, 3201 nucleotides. RefSeq lists its product as uncharacterized. Gene Ontology annotation, biological process: response to oxidative stress. The transcript is spliced from 13 exons. Gene Ontology annotation, molecular function: iron ion binding; monooxygenase activity; oxidoreductase activity, acting on paired donors, with incorporation or reduction of molecular oxygen. The record is from RefSeq and is a predicted model, not a curated record. The coding region runs from base 1 to 3201 and encodes 1066 amino acids.